GUGUCAAGAUCCUUUAUCUUCCAUUACAUGUGUGUGAUUAAAGCUCUGCAAUUGCAAUUGGGAUAUUGCAAUCAUGAGGUUUCUACAUGCUUUUACGGCAGUUGCCUGCGCGGCUCAAGCUGCAGCAUUGUCAAUUAAUAUUGGUGGUGAGAAAUUGGUUGUCGAGAGAGAUGCCGGACUCCAGGAUAUUGUCACAUAUGAUGAACACUCUCUCAAAGUAUACGGGGAACGUAUAUUUGUUUUCGCAGGAGAAUUCCAUCCCUAUCGGCUCCCGGUCCCUGAUCUAUGGCUUGAUAUAUUUCAGAAAGUGAAAUCACUUGGAUUGAAUACCAUUUCCUUUUAUGUUGAUUGGGCAUUGGUGGAAGGAAACCCAGGACACUACACUGCAGAUGGAGUGUUUGCUUUUGAGCCAUUCUUUGAUGCUGCAAAGGAAGCGGGUAUCUAUCUUAUUGCUCGUCCAGGUCCCUACAUCAACGCUGAAGUCGCUGGGGGUGGAUUCCCAGGAUGGCUUCAACGUGUGAGCGGUGUUCUGCGAUCUCGAGCUCCAGAUUAUCUAGAAGCAACCGACAACUACAUGGCAAACAUCGCCAGUCUAAUCGCCAAAUACGAAAUCACAAAAGGAGGACCGAUUAUUCUGUAUCAACCAGAGAAUGAAUACUCAGGAUAUCAAGGAUAUGUUCCAGGUGGAUGGCCAGAUCCAAUUUACUUUGAAUAUGUGAAGAAACAAGCUAGGGACGCGGGUGUUACGGUGCCAUUUAUCAGUAAUGACGCUUAUGCCGGCGGACUUUUCGCACCAGGUGACGUUGUUAAUGGAACUACAGUUGGAGAUGUUGAUAUCUACGGUCAUGAUUCGUAUCCUUUAGGAUUCGAUUGCGCACAUCCAACUACCUGGCCUGCUGGAAAUUUACCGACUUAUUUUGCCGCGACUCAUGAGGAACAAAGCCCAAGUACAUUUUAUUCUAUCAACGAAUUCCAAGGUGGUGCUUUUGAUCCUUGGGGUGGUCUUGGAUUCCAAGCAUGUGCUCAACUCUUGAAUGAACAAUUCGAGAGAGUCUUCUACAAGAACGAUUUUGCUUCAGGUGUUGCUCUUUUGAGCUUAUAUAUGAUUUAUGGUGGCACAAACUGGGGUAAUCUUGGUCAUUCUGGUGGCUACACGUCUUACGAUUAUGGUGCCGCUAUCACCGAAAAUCGUGAAGUAACUCGUGAGAAGUACAGCGAGUUGAAGAUAGAAGCCAACUUCCUGAAAGUCAGCCCUGCAUAUCUCACCACCACCGUUGGUGCAGCUGCCAAUGGCACAUAUACCAACAGUAAUAGCAUCACCACCACUCCACUCAUUGGGAAUGGAACCGUCACAAACUUCUAUAUUGUUCGCCAUUCAGAUUAUCAAAGUUUGGCUUCUACGGCCUAUAAGUUGACUGUUACUACAAGUCAAGGCGCUCUUACUAUUCCUCAAUUGAACGGAAGUCUUACUUUAAGCGGUAGAGAUUCAAAAUGGCAUGUAACAGACUAUGACAUUGGAGGAACAACACUCCUUUACUCUUCAGCAGAAAUCUUCACCUGGAAGAAGUUUGAUGAUAAGACUGUUUUGGUCGUUUAUGGUGGUCCAGGAGAAUCUCAUGAAUUGGCCGUAAUUACAAAGAGCUCAGCACAAGUUAUUGAGGGCUCAGGUGUUACAAGUAAGAGCACAAACGGUUCGACGAUCCUCAAUUGGCAAACAUCUACUACACGUAGAGUGGUCAAGGUCGGUAGCGUUUUUGUCUACAUUUUGGAUCGAAACAGUGCAUACAAUUAUUGGGUGCCAGACUUUGCCAGAACUGAUAAAUGGGGUGCAUUCGCUUCGAGCAUUGAAAACACAGCUUCCGUCAUCGUAGAAGCAGGUUACCUCGUUAGAUCCGUUUCAACAAAAGGCUCAGAUCUCCGUAUCUACGGUGAUCUCAACGCUACCGUCCCAUUCAAGGUAAUCGGUGCCCCUAAAGGAACUAAGAACCUUUACUUCAACUCCCAAAAGGUCUCCUACAAGACCGAUUCUACAACUGGUGAACUUUCCUCAACACUCACCUAUACUGCACCCAAGAUCUCUCUUCCAAAACUCUCAGGCCUCUCUUGGAAAUAUCUCGAUAAUCUCCCUGAGAUCAAAUCUACAUAUGACGACUCAGCCUGGACAGUCGCCAACAAAACCUCAACGAGUAAUCCCUACCUUACUCCUCUUCUGACGCCUACUGUCCUCAAUGGUCCAGAUUACGGUUACAGCACCGGAGUCCUGAUAUUCCGCGGUCAUUUCACCGCAACUGGUAAUGAAUCAUCCCUCUACAUCGCCACUCAAGGAGGUUCCGCUUUCGGCUCAUCCGUCUGGCUCAACUCAACCUACAUUGGUUCCUGGGCCGGCGCCGACUAUGCCGAAGGCAAAAACUCUACUUACACUUUACCCAACCUAAAAGCCGGCUCCAAGUACACCUUCACAGUGUUGAUCGACAACAACGGUCUCGACGAAAACUGGGUCGUGGGAGUCGAAGAAAUGAAAUCUCCUCGAGGUAUCCUCAACUACGCUCUUUCCGGACACGCUCAAGAUUCCAUAACCUGGAAACUCACCGGAAACCUCGGCGGAGAACAAUACAUCGAUCAAGUGCGUGGUCCAUUGAACGAGGGUGGUCUCUAUGCCGAACGUCAAGGUUACACACAACCAUCUCCUCCUUCUUCAUCGUGGACGUCUGGAUCUCCCUUUAAGGGAAUCAAGAGCGCAGGUGUAGGGUUCUGGACUAGUACCUUUAAAUUGGAUUUGCCAAAGGGAUAUGACGUACCUCUUGCAUUCAAUUUCGGAAACUCGACAAGCACAAACGGAACGAGUGAUUACAGAGUUCAGCUCUGGGUUAAUGGAUGGCAGUUUGGCAAAUAUGUUAAUAAUGUCGGUCCCCAGACCAGCUUCCCAGUGCCGCAGGGAAUUCUAAACUACAACGGACAAAACACCCUCGCCAUUGAACUCUGGGCUCAACAGCCCUCAGGCGCUGCAGUAACCGAUUUUACAUUGACGGCCGGAACACCAGUACUCACGAGUUUGAAGGCGCCUAGUUUGGUGGAUAGCCCGGCUUGGAGUAAGAGAAAGGGUGCUUAUUGAUUUGAAAGUGUAAUUUCUGGGGAAGAAAGAUAGAUAGGAAUAGAAAUGAAUGGAAUAGUAGUGUGUGGAGGAAAUAUUAGGUAUAUAUAUACAAGAGAAAUCAUAAAUAUUCA
Molecule: messenger RNA, 3225 nt
Organism: Botrytis cinerea B05.10
Lineage: Eukaryota; Fungi; Ascomycota; Leotiomycetes; Helotiales; Sclerotiniaceae
Exons: 9
Coding region: 74-3112 (1012 amino acids)
Biological process (GO): carbohydrate metabolic process
Cellular component (GO): vacuole
Molecular function (GO): beta-galactosidase activity
Source: RefSeq, a predicted model, not a curated record